This is a messenger RNA of Glycine soja, 1285 nucleotides long. Its product is annotated as isopentenyl-diphosphate Delta-isomerase I. Bases 91 to 996 code for a protein of 301 amino acids. The record is from RefSeq and is a predicted model, not a curated record. Gene Ontology annotation, cellular component: cytoplasm. Lineage: Eukaryota; Viridiplantae; Streptophyta; Magnoliopsida; Fabales; Fabaceae. Gene Ontology annotation, biological process: isoprenoid biosynthetic process; isopentenyl diphosphate biosynthetic process. The transcript has 6 exons. Gene Ontology annotation, molecular function: isopentenyl-diphosphate delta-isomerase activity.
AAUAUGUAUGUAUACGUUAAAGACAUGAACCGGGGGGUAAGAAAUUAAUAAAGUUAAAGGUUCAGGAACGAACGAAAAGGAAAUCCAAAGAUGGCACAUUCCUCGAUCGUCGUUACUCUGAGCCAGAACUUGUUUAAAAGGAACCUCACCUGUGUAAAAAUUCACGCUCAUUCUCCUUCUUCUUCUUUCGGAUCUCGUUCUCUUUCUCUUCCUUCCUUCUCCUUCUCUCAGAGAACAACACCUCUCUCUCUCACCGCCUCCUUCUCCUCUCACACCGCCAUGGGCGAGACUUCCGCUCCCGCCGCUGAUGCCGGCAUGGACGCCGUCCAGCGCCGUCUCAUGUUCGAAGACGAAUGCAUUUUGGUGGAUGAGAAUGACCGUGUGGUUGGUCAUGAUUCCAAAUACAAUUGUCACUUGAUGGAAAAGAUUGAAGCUGAGAAUUUGCUGCAUAGAGCUUUCAGUGUAUUCCUGUUCAACUCUAAGUAUGAGUUGCUUCUUCAGCAACGAUCUGCAACCAAGGUAACAUUCCCUCUUGUGUGGACAAACACCUGUUGCAGCCAUCCACUGUACCGUGAAUCUGAGCUUAUUGAUGAGAAUGCCCUUGGAGUAAGAAAUGCAGCUCAGAGGAAGCUUUUGGAUGAGCUUGGUAUUGUUGCUGAAGAUGUACCAGUUGAUCAGUUCACCCCAUUGGGUCGCAUUCUUUACAAGGCACCUUCUGAUGGCAAAUGGGGAGAGCAUGAACUGGACUAUCUGCUUUUCAUUGUCCGGGAUGUUAACGUGAACCCCAAUCCUGACGAAGUGGCUGAUAUCAAAUAUGUGAACCGCGAUCAGUUGAAGGAGCUGUUGAGGAAAGCUGAUGCAGGUGAGGAAGGUCUGAAGCUAUCGCCUUGGUUCAGACUUGUUGUGGACAAUUUCUUGUUCAAAUGGUGGGACCAUCUUGAGCGAGGAACUCUUGGGGAGGUCACUGACAUGAAGACCAUUCACAAGUUGACAUAAAACUCAGAGGACCUUCCUGCAUCCAUGUAAUGAAGAAGGGUAGCUGUAUUCCGACCCAAUAAGAACGAAACUGAACCUAUUUUGAGAAGAAUUUUCGGAGCAGUAGCCCCAUAGGAUAUUGUUGAUCUUUUUGUUAUUUGAUGAUAGCUAGAACAAUAAACGUAUGGCUGUUUAAAUUAGAAGAAUUUUUUGUUGAAAAUUUCGGAUUCUGGGAUGCAGGCAAGUUUAUCAGAAUAAGAUGUUAGAGAUUUGAAUCAAUUUUAUCAUGGUGGCGAUGUUUGUUAGUGGA